AUGAGUAGUUUGUGCGAGAAGUUCAGUUUUAAGCAACAUAAGUCUUCAAUGUACAAUGCACCUGCCAAUGGUCUUGCUGAAGUUUUUAACAAGACACUUGGUAACCUGUUGAAGAAAGUAUUUUCAAAGAAUAAAAGAGACUGGCAUGAGAGAACUGGUGAAGCUUUGUGGUCCUAUCCAAUUCAAGUGGGACUUACAACUGAAAGUAACGCUCAACUUCGUCUAGCAGAGUUGGAAACAUUGGAUGAGAAGAGAUUAGAAGCACAACAAAGGUUGGAGAUUUAUCAAGCUCGACUUGCGUGA
Messenger RNA from Solanum tuberosum (potato), 303 nucleotides. RefSeq lists its product as uncharacterized. Bases 1 to 303 code for a protein of 100 amino acids. Lineage: Eukaryota; Viridiplantae; Streptophyta; Magnoliopsida; Solanales; Solanaceae. The transcript is spliced from 2 exons. The record is from RefSeq and is a predicted model, not a curated record. Gene Ontology annotation, molecular function: nucleic acid binding.